Arabis nemorensis is the source of this 1140-nucleotide messenger RNA. Lineage: Eukaryota; Viridiplantae; Streptophyta; Magnoliopsida; Brassicales; Brassicaceae. The record is from the annotation of a GenBank genome assembly.
AUGAUCAAGAAAGCAAGUAAAACGGCGCAUUUUAGACUAGUGAUCCACAACGGAAAGGCGUACGUUAAGAGAUACAGAAAGUCAAUCCAAACAAGAGAUGAUUUUACUCUGUGGGGAAUCGUACAGUUGUUACGGUGGUACCCUAAUAGAUUACCCGAUCUCGACCUUAUGUUCGACGCUGAUGAUCGCCCCGUCGUUCGAUCUGUUGACUUUUCAGGUCAAAACAAAGAACCACCUCCACUUUUCCGUUAUUGCUCUGAUGACGUCAGCUUGGAUAUAGUCUUCCCUGAUUGGUCCUUUUGGGGGUGGGCUGAAGUCAACAUAAAGCCAUGGGUAAAGUCGUUGGAGGCAAUUAAAAAAGGAAACAAUAUGACGCAAUGGAAUGAACGCGUGGCGUAUGCUUAUUGGAGAGGUAAUCCUUAUGUGGACCCCACAAGAGGAGAUCUUAUGAAGUGUAAUGUUUCGGAACAUGAAGAUUGGAAUACUCGUCUCUAUAUUCAGGAUUGGGAUAAAGAAUCAAAAGAAGGAUUCAAGAACUCAAACCUAGAGAACCAGUGCACUCACAGAUACAAGAUAUACAUAGAAGGAUGGGCAUGGUCGGUUAGUGAAAAGUACAUAAUGGCGUGUGAUUCAAUGCCAUUAUACGUAAAACCAAGAUUCUACGAUUUUUACAUACGAGGAAUGAUGCCAUUACAACACUAUUGGCCAAUCAGAGACGACUCCAAGUGUACUUCUCUCAAAUUCGCCGUACACUGGGGCAAUACACACGUGGACAAGGCGCGUGAGAUAGGAGAGUUAGGGAGUAGAUUUAUAAGAGAGGAGGUGAACAUGGAGAACGUGUAUGACUACAUGUUUCAUUUACUCAACGAGUACGCGAAGCUCUUGAAAUUUAAACCGAAGAUUCCUUCGGAUGCGGUGGAGAUUACGCCGGAUAGUAUGGGAUGUCCCGCGACGGGUCGGUGGAGAGAUUUCAUGGCGGAGUCUAUGGUAAUGUCUCCAAGUGAAGAGUCUCCUUGUGAGAUGCCUCCUCCGUAUGACCCUCUAGCUUUAAAAGAGGUUCUUGAGAGAAAAGCUAAUCUAACACGUCAAGUUGAGUUGUGGGAGGACCAAUACUUUCAUGAUUUGACCAAUCAACCUUGA